This is a messenger RNA of Fraxinus pennsylvanica, 1224 nucleotides long. Lineage: Eukaryota; Viridiplantae; Streptophyta; Magnoliopsida; Lamiales; Oleaceae. The record is from the annotation of a GenBank genome assembly.
AUGUCGGGUGCGUACGGUUACGAAGGAGAUGGAUCUGCUCCGCCGCCCAUGGGUGGGGGAGGCUACGGAGGAUAUGGCGGAGGAAAUAGUAGCGGCGGCGGCGGAUAUGGUAAUUAUGGAGGUGGAGGUGGAGGAGGCUAUGGUGGUAAUAGGGGCGGCGGAAGAGGAGGAGGUGGAGGUGGGGGAUACGGAGGAGGUGGUGGUGGAUACCAAGGAGAUCGAGGGGGACGCGGCGGCGGAGGCAGAGGUGGUGGUCGUGGCGGUGGAAGUGGCAGGGAAGGCGAUUGGCGAUGCCCUAAUCCAGGGUGUGGGAAUCUGAACUUUGCUCGAAGAGCCGAGUGUAACAAAUGUGGUGCACCGUCUCCUGCUGGAUCUGAUGAUCGAGGGAGUAGAGGUGGUGGUGGAAAUACUCGAGGUGAAAGAGGUGGUAACUAUUAUGAUGGUGGAAGUGGCAGAGGUGGUAAUGAUUAUGAUGGAAGAAAUAGUAGAGGUGGUUCUUAUGGUGGUAGUCAAGGAAGAGAUGGCGGUUAUGGGAAGGAUGCUCCAGUUGCUCCUGCAUCUCACAAUGGAGCGGUUCCUCCACCUGCAAGCUAUACUGGUGGCCCUGCUUCUUAUCCUCCAUCAUAUGCUACUCCUGCUGGAUAUGGUGGUGAUGCACGUAAUGAUAGCCGUGGUGGUGGACGAGGUGGCCCGCCUGGUGGAUAUGGGGGAGAUUUCCGAAACUCAUCAGGAGGUUAUGGUGGUGCUCCAACAGAGGCUCCAAUUGCAGUCAAGCAGUGUGAUGAAAAUUGUGGUGACACUUGUGACAACGCAAGAAUCUAUAUCUCGAAUUUACCUCCAGAUGUGACCACAGACGAGCUUAGAGAUCUUUUUGGAAGUAUUGGACAAGUAGCAAGAAUCAAGCAAAAGCGAGGCUACAAGGACCAGUGGCCCUGGAGUAUAAAAAUAUACACAGAUGAACAUGGAAACAGCAAAGGAGAUGCAGUUUUAUCAUAUGAAGAUCCAUCUGCUGCACAUUCAGCUGGUGGUUUUUUCAACAUGCAUGAACUUAGAGGUCACAAAAUUAGUGUCACAAUGGCUGAGAAAUCCGCUCCAAAGGGUCCUCCUGCAUAUGGUUCUGGGGGAGGUGGUAGAGGUGGCUAUGGAGGUGACAAACGUAGAGACGGUGGUGGUUCAGGUCCAAACAGGAACUAUCAUGGCGGAAACCGUUCACGUCCAUACUAA